Messenger RNA from Gloeophyllum trabeum ATCC 11539, 1246 nucleotides. RefSeq lists its product as uncharacterized. Bases 127 to 1119 code for a protein of 330 amino acids. Lineage: Eukaryota; Fungi; Basidiomycota; Agaricomycetes; Gloeophyllales; Gloeophyllaceae. The transcript has 14 exons. The record is from RefSeq and is a predicted model, not a curated record.
GCGAGAAUGAAAAGAAGUUUGCGCGGUUCUAUAUACGCGUUCUGACCACCGAUCGUCGUUCUCCGAGCUUGUUUCUCUCUCCCCGGCUCGCAUCGUCCCCCCACUCGUUCUUUCCCCCAACGCGCCAUGUCGCUCUCGUCGCUCGCUGAUGCGUUCGCCCCGUUCGUUAGGGAGAUCCAGUCGACCCGGUACGCGGAACUCGCGUCAAGUACUAUCGUAAUAUACGACCAUUUGAUCACAUUGGACCAGGAGAUAGACCUAAUAUGGAAGGCUUCAUGGACACCCGGAAAAGUAUUGUUCUUAACGAACCGCUAUUACGUUCUUGCAAGUGUAAUAUUCAACAACUACGUUCUUUUCACCACACAUCUCUCCGACUCGUUCAGUGUUAAAUGGUUUCGAUGGCAAGGGACGACGGGCUUGCUAGUGUCCAUGAUCGCCGAAAUCAUCCUCCAACUGCGAUUAUACGCGCUGUACCACCUCAACCGACGCGUGCUCGUGCUCAUGUGCGGGGCGUUCCUGGUCUCAGCAGGCACAGCGGCCGUGAUCAUGGGCAUGGUGCUCGCGCGCAUAUCAGCGCACUCGGGCCUGAUCCCGGGCCUGCCGUUCUGCAUCCCGGUGAACGUGCCCUCGUGGUUCUACACGUUCUGGAUCCCGACGCUCGGCUUCGAGAGCCUGCUCUGCGCGCUCGCGUUGUUCCGCGCGUUCAGGGACUUUCGCAGCCGCACGAGCCUCUUCCAGAGCGGGCGGCACAUCGUGAAGAUAUUGAUCCGGGACUCGGUGAUUUAUUACCUCAUUAUGUUCGCGACGUACUUUACCAACCUCGUCAUAUUCCUCACUGGCAACGUCGGCGUGCUCGAGUCCGGGAUCGGGUUCGCGGUGACGAUGUCGUGCGUGAUGGGCAGCCGGCUGUGCCUGAACAUCCGCGACGUGCACCACGAGCUGGAGGCGUCGACCGCGUCGCAGCAGCAGCACCUCACGCAGCCGUCGUUCGUGUCCGGCGGGCGGAGUGCGUACGGGACGGCGAGCCGCGGGACGAAUAUCGUGGUUUCGAGCACGUAUGCGCUGACGGAGUUUGAGCUCGUGGAGUUGCGGAAUUUGCGGGCGCAGGGGAAGGUGUAGGGUGGGUGGGUGUCGUUGUCCCUCGCUGCUGUAUAACAUCGUUCUGUUUCUCGUGUAUACGUACUCCGGUUAGGAAAAAUAUAUUUAGAGCACGCGCGCGUCAACACCAUUCCCUUAUGCGGCGCCG